Neomonachus schauinslandi (Hawaiian monk seal) is the source of this 2093-nucleotide messenger RNA. RefSeq names its product transmembrane protein 79 (gene TMEM79). The record is from RefSeq and is a predicted model, not a curated record. The coding region runs from base 150 to 1337 and encodes 395 amino acids. The transcript has 4 exons. Lineage: Eukaryota; Metazoa; Chordata; Mammalia; Carnivora; Phocidae. Gene Ontology annotation, biological process: regulated exocytosis. Gene Ontology annotation, cellular component: lysosomal membrane; trans-Golgi network membrane.
GACACAGGUAAAGGGAGAGAGACUGAGUGGAAUACUUGCAGAGCCAGCAGGGAGCCGGGCAGCUCCUUCCCAGACGUUGGGGACCCUCCGCCUCUCCAGAUGGAAAGGUGAUAGGACCUCAUGGUAGACCCCAGAACUGAGGCCCCAGGAUGACAGAACCCGAGACUCUGGCCCUGCUGGAAGUGAAGGGGUCUGAGGCCCUGGAGAAGAGCCCACCCCAGGCCUUGGUCCCCAGUGGCCGGCAGCCAGAAGGGGAAGGUGAGGCUGAGUCCCAUGGAGCUGAGUCCUCCAAGGUGGGGUCUUCAGCUGGGUCUACCACUGCCGGAGAGGGGGCUGAGGAUGGUCUCGACAGCACAGUGAGUGAGGCUGCCACCUUGCCCUGGGGGACUGGCCCCCAGCCCAGUGCCCCAUUCCCAGACCCCCCCGGGUGGCGGGACAUUGAGCCCGAACCCCUCCAGUCAGAGCCACCCACCAAGCUAGAGGAGUUGUCCGAAGAUGAUGCCAACCUGCUGCCCGAGAAGGCGGCCCGAGCCUUCGUGCCCAUCGACCUCCAGUGCAUUGAGCGGCGGCCCCAGGAGGACCCGGCUGUGUGCUGUGAGGCGGGCGAGGGCGAGCGCCGCCGGGACUGCCUGCCGGCCCGGGCCACCCACCCCGAGCCCUGUGAGCGCAAGUGGGCCGAGGCCGUGGUGAGGCCGCCUGGCCACUCCUGCGGGGGCUGUGGGAGCUGCGGAGGCCGUGAGGGGCUGAAGGCCGUGGCCUCGGUGGGAGCCGCCCUCAUUCUCUUCCCCUGCCUGCUAUAUGGGGCCUACGCCUUCCUGCCCUUCGACGCCCCACGGCUGCCUACCAUGAGCUCCCGCCUCAUCUACACGCUGCGCUGCGGGGUCUUUGCCACCUUCCCCAUCAUACUGGGGCUGCUGGUGUAUGGGCUGAGCCUCUUGUGCUUCUCGGCCCUGCGGCCCUUUGGGGAGCCACGGCGGGAGGUGGAGAUCCACCGGCGCUACGUGGCCCAGUCAGUCCAGCUCUUCAUCCUGUACUUCUUCAACCUGGCUGUGCUCUCCACCUACCUGCCCCAAGAGACCCUGAAACUGCUCCCUCUGCUCACUGGUCUCUUUGCCAUCUCCCGGCUGGUGUACUGGCUGACCUUCGCUGUGGGCCGCUCCUUCCGAGGCUUCGGCUACGGCCUCACGUUCCUGCCGCUGCUGUCCAUGCUGGUGUGGAACCUCUAUUACAUGUUCGUGGUGGAGCCCGAGCGCAUGCUCACUGCAGCCGAGAGCCGCCUGGACUACCCCGACCACGCCCGCUCCGCCUUGGACCGCAGGCCUCGGCCCUGGGGCUGAGUACCCACCCCGGCCCUGGUGCCUCGGGGGAUGAGCCCCAGUACUGCCCAACCGUCCCCUGCUCUCCCCCGAGUCCGAGUGGGCCUUUUACCUCGGGAGCCUGGGGCCGUCAGGAGGGAGGGUUUCUUGCAGGGAAAGAGGUGGAUGGCCAUGUCCCUUACGUGUGCUGAGGACGGGGAGCCAGGACAGGGAGCAGCGGUGAGGUUCCUUCCCCAGCAGCGCCCGCGGGACCCACUGCGGCUGGCCUCUGCCCCACCCUCCAGCCUCCUGUGAGCCACAGCCAGACUGACCAUUUCCGUCCCUGGUCUGAGCAGAGGGCCGCAGGGAGACUGGAAAUAUUGCCCAUGCUGAAGAUAAAGGCUGGGCAUCCGAUCGUGCAGGACUUGCACGUUUGGUGGAAACCUUCCUGGGGGCCUGGGUUCAGGACCCUCCACCGCUGGCCCUCGCUGGACCUUCAGCUUCAGUCCAGAUGAUUAAAGCUGCCGUAGCCCAGAGCUGAUACCUCCUCCCUUCCAACCCAGUCAGGCCCGGUAACCUCCCACCUCCAAACUGCUCAGAACACGCCUCUCCCAGGGGAGGAGGUGCGGAGGGGAGGGGAAGCCUGCCUCUGGAGAGGGGUAGGAGUGUGUGUGUGCACGCCCACACACAUGGUGGCUGGGGGUGGCUGCAGGGCACGGUGGCUGAUGUGAACCCCGUGUGAACGUGUGUGUGACAAUAAAUGACCACCACGGUCUUCCUUGGCUCUUCCUUCAUGUU